Molecule: messenger RNA, 7712 nt
Organism: Manduca sexta (tobacco hornworm)
Lineage: Eukaryota; Metazoa; Arthropoda; Insecta; Lepidoptera; Sphingidae
Product: ceramide synthase 5
Exons: 8
Coding region: 150-1280 (376 amino acids)
Biological process (GO): ceramide biosynthetic process
Cellular component (GO): membrane
Molecular function (GO): DNA binding; sphingosine N-acyltransferase activity
Source: RefSeq, a predicted model, not a curated record
UAACCACCCUAAUUUGUCAUUCAUGUCGGCUGCCGAGCGGUCGUAUCGUUCGCUGCCUGAGUGUGUUUAUGGCGUGAUAAAUUAUUAAUUUGUCUAUUUAGUGGUGGAUGUACACCACUCGUAAUUAUAUUAAAUAAUUAGUAUUAAUAAUGUUGCGGUUUAUAUUGGAUAAUUUUUGGAACGAAGAUGUGUGGUUACCGCCUAACACAACAUGGGAAGAUUUGGAGCCCGGGCCCGACAAAGCAGUAGUUUACAAUGACUAUAGGCACCUGCUAUGGCCUUUGCCGCUGGCAUUGGUUCUAAUAAUCCUACGGCAUGUGAUGGAGAAAUACUGGUUUGCCCCAUUCGGCAAGUCGUUAGGCAUUAAGAACACUAGACCAAAGAAGGCACUGAAUAAUUCUAAAUUAGAACUUGCUUAUCAGUCAUCACCUAAAAUUAAACACAAACAGUUCUUUUUGAACAAGGACGAGAUAUGCGCCCUAGCGAAACAACUAGACAUGUCCGAGCGGCAAGUGGAGCGAUGGUGGCGGCUGCGGCGGAGUCAGGACAAGCCUUCCACGCUGGUCAAGUUCUGCGAGAACUGCUGGCGGUGCAGCUUCUACCUGUACAAUUUCUCCUACGGCAUGUUCAUACUGUGGGAUAAGGACUGGCUGUGGGAUAUAGACCAGUGUUAUGUUGGAUAUCCGCACCAGGGCCUGACUAGCGACAUCUGGUGGUACUACAUGAUAUCGUCCGCGUUCUACUGGUCGCUGACGAUCUCCCAGUUCUGGGACGUGCGGCGCAAGGACUUCUGGCAGAUGUUCGUGCACCACAUCGCGACCAUCGCGCUGCUCUCGUUCAGCUGGGUGUGCAACCUGCACAGGAUCGGCACGCUCGUCCUGCUGCUUCACGACUGCGCGGAUAUAUUCCUCGAAGCGGCAAAGGCGACGAAGUACGCCAACUAUCAGAAGCUGUGCGACUUUCUGUUCGCGGUGUUUACGAUAUUGUGGAUACUUACAAGGAAUUUGAUAUAUCCGUUCUAUAUUAUUUGGAGUACGUCGGUGCGUGCGCCGAUGCUCUUGCCGAUGUUCCCCGCGUACUACAUCUUCAACUCGCUGCUGUGUCUGCUGCUGGCGCUGCAUAUGGUCUGGACGUGGCUCAUAGGGCAGGUCGCUUACAAGGCCAUCAGCGUUGGGCAGAUGGAAGGCGACAUCAGGAGUUCUAGUUCUGAGCUAAGUGACAGUUCGCAUCAAUCUAACCACAGCACGCCUAACCGCGUCAAAAGUAAGAAGGAGACAUAGGAACCGAGCGCAGUUGGCGGGCGGGUCGCCUGCCCGACCAAUUCCCUUCCACCACUAGUCUCAGCGACUAUUACAACGCGACGCGGCGGCCGGUACGACAGCGAGGCCACAUCGAAUCUAUAACUCGGUAAUAUCGAUACUUUUAUCGAUAUUUCCAACAACAAUAAAUAUAUUGACUGCGGUACCAAAACAAUAAACUAUCGAAUGUGGCCGCCACUCACGAAAUUGUUUGUCUCGCACAGGCGUUUGGUGGCACGAUGCGAAUGAGUGAGACAGUCUUAGAUAGGAAGACAUCAGUUAUGUGUGUGUGUCGCAUUCGUGUUGCGUCCCAUACUAAAAAAAAGGAUUAAGUGAACCGCAGUAAACGUACUAACGAGAUAAAAACGUCGCAGAAUAUUCUCUGAACAAAUUUGGAGACGAAUGAAUACGGUAUUUCUAAAGAGCUUUUCUUCAACGCGUUCUUGAUAUCACGGUGCUCGAUGCGAGUGAAAAGCUUAUUGCAUUUCCAAUCGUCAGUUAAGACGACGUGUGGCCACGCCAUUAGUGACUUUCAAUAUUUCUCAGCCUUAAUUCCUUCUCUAGUAUAAGAUAGUUAAGUCGGGUUUUUUGUAAUGUUUACAUUGGCAGUUAAAUAGUUAUUUGCCUCGAAUGCUCGUUAAUGGUUUGUUAGAGUAAAAUAUGAUAUCAAUUAUUCCGUAAACUUGAAUACUCAAAUAUCGCCACAAAAAUAACUUUUAAUAGAAAAUUGUCUUGAAUCACAUUAUUUAAUUGCCAAUGUAAGGUAUACCUGGAAUGGGUAUGUCCGUUUGCGUAAAUGGUGCGAUUAUGUUUUUUUUCCUCUAAACUAUCGAUUUUGAUAGUUGGAUAAUGAGUACAUUGUAUCAUUAAUUUCUUAUGAAACGGUUCUAUUCUAUAAUAUUUAAACUAUGACAGUAAAACGCUUUAAAUAAUCGACAUAUCAAAAGAUAGUUGUGUCGAUAAAAGUUGUCGAUAAUUGCUGAUGUGCAUUUAUCGAUAUUUGCAUUUCGAUGUGUUCGAUAAACAUAGUUUUUAUUUUGAAGUAUUAAUGAGUACUUAGGGUAUGAGUAAGUUCUCUCGUGUUGCCGUUCAUAGAUAUAGCGACACAUCUAUCCUUUUUCGACAAAACUUCUUGUAAGUAUUACACGUUUUUGUUAAUGGUAGUGUUGAUCCACGUGAGUGUAUUUUCCUUAUUAAAAUUGGUUGUAUUUUUGCUAGAUAUGCUGACCAAAGUUUUUCCUAAUUUCAUUGCCAUAAUAUAUUGUUUUUUUUUAGUAUAAUAGUGAUUUGGGUAAUCUUAUUGGUUCCUGGAAUUAUUUAUGUGGGCGCAAAUUUUACAAUGGGUGACAAUAUUUUUAUUUGUUUUUAAAUUUAUAAAUGCGUUAGUAGGUGCACAAAACAUGAGGCUAAUAAUAUUUAUUAAUCUAAAAUUAUUACCAAUACUAUAUGGAAUAUACAAAGUUAAUUCCUUUGGCUUGUUAUUAAAAAUUUUACCAUUUUAAUUAUUAUUAAAAUAUUACUUAAAUUACACGAUACAAUGUAUCGAUUAAUUAACAUAAGUUAUUGUAUAAUGUUCCUCGUUAAGUGAGUUAUCAAACAGUGUGUAACUUUAUGUCAUAAUCAUACUUUUAUGUGUUUGAAAAUUUGUUCGACCAAACCUAAAAUUACUUAAGGACGCGCACUAAUAGGCUAUGUAUGCUUUAGAUUGUAAAAUGUAUUCUAUGUUAUAAAAAUUAAAGUUCCUUUAUCAAUGAAACUAGAGACGGCUGGGAAGAGUAUAGUGUGAGAGUAAAGUUUCUAGCUCUUUUCUUAUGGCUGAUGUCAAUAAAUAACUCCAAUCGCUACUUGAUCCACUAUAAAAUAUAUCAAUCAGAAUAAAAAUUGUUUGUCAUAUUUAUCGAAGCCUUAUAUGAUUGAUUCAUGUUUACCAUUGAUCUGAAGUAAGCCAUUGGUAUCGUUUAUUGUAAUCCGUGAAGAGAAUAUUCAAUCAACAAGUUGUAUGUCUUAACUUCCUCCUUUUUGAUAGUUAUUUAAAACCUUUAUUCACUACACAAAUGCCAAGUACACAAAUUAUUUGGGGACCAUAAUUGUCGAUGACGUAUUAUAAUACAUAGAUUCGUUCCCGCGAUGUCACAAAGUACAUUAAUUAAUAAGUCUCAAUCCAAAAGUAUUAUUUUAUUUACACUGGAAAGUUUAAUAAGUAAUAUAAGUCCGAAAAUACUUAUGAACGUUUAGAUGUAGAAAUUAAAUAUUUUGGAUCUUUCGCGUGGUUUUUAGAAGAGAAUCGUGACAGUAUUUAAUUUAUGUUAUUUUACGUGCAUUGUAGUAUCGACUCCUUAGAAAAUUUGGUCACUUACUGAAUUUGUAGGAGGUCCCGUUUACUUAAUUAAACGGUAAUAUACAAUAAUGUUUCAAUAUAUUUAUUUUCUGCAUAUACCAUAUGCUUUUAGCAUAAAAUACAGUUUGAGAACGCGCGUAUUGAUCCAAAUUGUUUGACAUUUUUAAAUGCAGCUGGAAGGAUUUGUAGUCACGGAAUAAAAAUAUUUGUAUAUUUCCCGCACGAUACUCUAUAUAUAGUAGCGCUUGUCUAUAGUUUUUUUUUAUUAACACCAGUCGCGUGGAUGUUCUACCUUAGCAAAAUUCCCUUGAAUAAGCAAGCAAUAAUAUUUUUUUUUGUUUCAUUCAAUAGCUCCACACUUCUACUUAAAAGCUGUUUAGUCAAUCACUAUAAUUUAUUAGUAUCUACGUUUAGCAUCUAGUUCGUCACAAUUAGUUUAAAAUUAAAUCGGAUGUAAGUAACUUACCAGAAAUUUUGAAUAUAUCUAUAAUUGUUGACACCGUAAGUGUUAUUUGGUUCAUUUUUUUUUGUUUAAUAUUUAUGUCGUUGUCGAUGUUCAUUUGUAUCAAAUCGGUUUAGCAUAAGAUACAGUGGAAAUUAAAUAAUUUUAAUAUUUAUUUUUUUGGUCUGUUUUCGCGAUCUAUCCUAAUAUUGGAUAAAUAUUGUUUAUUCUCACAUGUCUAUGGUAAAACAAGGAACACAAUGAAGAUCCGCGGAUUUGAUACGUCAACGACAUAAAAUACAAAGAGAAAAGGACCAGUUAUUAUGUGUUAAAGGUUUUGUACACCGUGUUAACAAAUGCGAGUUUUAUCGUACGUUUGUGUGUUGUUGUAUAUCUCUACAUUUGUACGUGUUAUGCGAAUAACUGAGAAAUUAUUUUGCUAUUUAAUACAUUCAAUAAUACUAAAUUGCAAUUUCAAAGUAUACCAUGAGGUUCAAAGGCACUCUUCGUUACCGCGAGUAUGAACUUUAUUUUCUACGCAACAAAACUCAAAUCAACCGCAUUUCCCUAGGCGUCUGUGCCCGUUGUUUUCCUAUUUAAUUUCAAAUGUAAAGCUUGAUACCUAUAGUUCAAUUUGCAGUAAAUAUGCUGUUUAUGAAGAUUUGCACGCGUUUGCUGUACACGAAGAAAGUCGAUAAUUGUUUUGAAUUUAUAUAUUAUGGUAAAUUGAAACAUAUCAAAUCCAGUUAUAAUAUAUCCGACAUAAAUAUUGUCUAUGGUAAUCUUUAUGUUCACCAAAAAUCGAUGAUGUGGUUUUGAUUGCUGCGUUAUAGUUUCGUUUAUAGUAAUUUAGUCCGAGUUAUUCGCAUAUAAAUUGUUUAUUAAAAUUAUAAUAAUGUUAAUUGAGAACGAUCAAACAUUUCAUAUCAGUCGACAUAGUAUAUGUAUCGCACGUUUGAAGUAAAUAAUAUAUUUAUUAUAAUAGCUUAUAAUGUUCAAUUUAUACCCAAAGAUGCUUAUAGGAGCUUGCAAUGCGAUGGCUCUGUUCGUGUUACUUAGUUCAAGAAAAUUAUUAAUUUUAUAUUUAUUUGGUGCUACAUAUGUAUUUAACUAUGUAUUAAUUUAAUAUCCUACCACUUAACAUUUUUUAAUUAUAGCCAAUUAAAGUAAAAAGGGUCGCAGAACCAACAAUAGUUGUUCAAUUAUUUACACAACUUAUUUUACUCGUGGAAUAAAUUUAAUGAUCAAUAUAUAUUAGUAAAAAUGUUGGUAAAGCAUAAUUAUGUAUUUAUAUCGUUGGCUCACUUUGACAAGGUUUGAUGUCAUAUUUGAUGUACAAAUUGAAUUUAUUACAUUAUUCUUAGUAUUUCUCAAUGAAAAUUUCCAAUAAUCUCUAAAGAUUAAUAAAGGUAGAACGAAGAAUAUUUUUUUAUAAUUUUCACCAACAUAUUUAAAAUCUCAUUUUUGCAUAAUUAAAAUUAACGUACGACAAUGAUGUAUGAUUCCGCUAAUUUUAGACAUUAAAAUAAAUCUAUUUUUCGAAUUUUAUCGCGGAUUAUAUUAUAAUUUCCUCCCGAAGUUUUGAAGACUUAUGGUUCGCGGUCAUGUCAACAAUAGUCAAAAAAUUAUUUCAAUUAUUAACACGGGACCUUGUCAUAGUGAGCCAGCGAUGAAUUUGCUGAUAGUACGAUAUAUUUAAAGGUGCAAUAUGGAUUACUAGUUAGCCUUUUGUUUUAUAUUAUAUAUUGUUGCACUAAGUAACACUUUGGAGGGUCCGCCUUAUAUUAAAUAAGUAAAUAGUAAGUUAUACUGUACAGGUAGUCUUGAGACUACGAUUUUCCCCUAAAUAUAUUAGCUAUAAUUAAUGACGUAACAUAGUUAUUGUAAAAUCGCAAUUUUAAUUUAUCGAACAACCUUUUUCGUUUUGUUGACCUUUUAGUGAACAAUGUUUGUUUCUUUAAAUUUUGUAAUAAUAAUGACAAUGAAAUGAAACUAUUUUUCAGAUUUUAUCGCGCUUUUUUUAUAUGAGGGGGGGGGGGGGGCUCUUACUAUGAUCUUGACUAUGCACUCCGAAACGUCGCGCGUCGAGAGAAAAUCAUAAUAUAAAAAAAACGCCAUAAAAUCCGAAAAAUUGUUUCAUUUCAAUGUCUUUAAUUCAUAAACAUAGGAAUUCAUUAUAAUAAUAUUUCAGUGGCAAUUGAAUAUGGAAUUACAUCCAUAAUACUUACCAUAAUAUUUUAUUCUUCAAAAUAAACCAUGUCAAUUUAUCUCUAGGUUUAAAAGUCUUACGCGUUAAGUUUCUAUGUUUAAAAGUACGCAUAUAUUUUCUCGAAAAGUAUAGUCUCGAAAUCGUGUAGCGUUUUUAUUCGAUUCUCUUUAGCUCUAUGAGAAUUUUAAUCAAUAUAUUAUUUCGAGAAAAUCUUUGCCCUGGUUGUGUUACUAUUAUGUUACCUUAUAAUAGUUAACCCGUGUGUACGGUGUGUUUUGUGUUAUGAAAUAUUAUGUUGUUCCGUAAAAAUAUAUUUUAUUACAAAAUUAAUUUUAUAUACAAAUACUUUCCUUUCAUCUGAAAAGUCUAGGCCAUCUUCUAAUCGAGUUGAGUUAUACUUCUUUUAAAAGUAUGAGACCAUUUACGAUUACAGAUUUAUUUAGUAUGACGUAAAAUAACAUUAAAUUACAUAAAUUUUCGAGUAAUUCACGUAUUAGGAUAAUUUGGUGCCUUUUAUUCAUCUUUUAUUGUAGAUGUUUAAGACGAGUCCGUGUGUAUCACAUAAUAUAGAAAUUGUUAUGCAAAGAACUUUAAUUACAUUAAGGUAAAUUAACGAUGUUCGAUGUAGUUUGUCCGUACAUUAUAAGGGCCGUGGGCCCUAUUCCGUCUACGGGGGUAUUUCCGUCUUUUUUGCAAUUAGGGGCAUUUUAUUCGAAGGAAUCGAUAGCUGUUUAGAUAGGAGAGUAAAAAAUCCCCUAUGUAUCUAUCCGGCCAUCAAAGUUGUAUUGAACGUCCGUCAUUGCUAAAAGACGGAUAUACCCUCGUAGAUGGAAUAGGCCCCAUGGGCUUACAUGAGCGUAGUAAAAUAGCAAUGAUUCGGGUUCGCUCAGGCAGAUGCAGUAGUGACGCAAAUUAUUGGCAACGCGUGCAUUGUUUGUUAUUUAUAAAAAAUGAAAUCGAUUCAAAUCAUUGGUCAUUGAGCACAAACAGUUUCAUAAAAAUCCUUUGUUUGUACUUCGUGAGUAUUCUAUCCACUGAAACAUUGGCGAUAAAAGUCAUAACAAAUAAAUCAGGCCAUCAGAUUGACUCAAUGAUCAAACGUAAAAUUAAAUUGAAACGAAACAGGAGUUUGAUGUUACACACCACACAGGGCUACUCCUCCUUGAGCGAUAUCCUUAUGUAAACACCAACAUAAUUGCAAAUAAUAAUUUCAAUUGUCAUGAGAAUAACUUUUUUAUACUUUCUCAUUUUAUUUAACCAUAGAAUAUACAUGUGUAACAAAUUCUAUAUGUUAUGAAUCGAUUAUGUUCAUACGAUGAUCUCUGUCGCGAACGUUGUAAAAUAAUAUAUUUUUUUAUUUUAAAAUUGUUUUUCUUUUUUUUUACUUUCACAAUUGUUAAAUAAAUGAAUGCAAAAUAAAACGUA